Prorocentrum cordatum is the source of this 762-nucleotide messenger RNA. Lineage: Eukaryota; Dinophyceae; Prorocentrales; Prorocentraceae. The record is from the annotation of a GenBank genome assembly.
AUGGGGGCGUGGACUGCCGCUCUCGACGGGGCAUACGCAGUGAUCCAGUUUGCCGCGGUCAACCCGUACCCCGAGUGCACGUGGGAGGAGGCGCGUCUGUCGAUGCGCAUGAACUCCAACGUGGUCUUGGCUGCUCAGCGAGCAGGUGCCCGGCGCCUUGUGCUGGCCAGCUCUUCUCACGUGCUGGGUGGCUACAUGCAAGAUGGCGCAGUUCUUUCUCCACAAGCACCAGAGAUAGGUCCCAGCACCCAACUUGGAAGAUUCACUCACUUCCGCCUUCCAGGCUUCACCACCGACGCUUCAGGGUAUGCGACAGCAAAGGUUCAGUUGGAAGAAAUUGGCCGCGCUGCAUCAGCGGCGUCGCCCGGGCUUUCUGUCGUCACAGUCCGCAUCGGAUGGUGCCAGCCUGGGGAAAAUCACCCGAGGCAGAUGACGGCCACCGCCACGCCGACGAUUUCCGCAGAGAGGGUGGCCGUGCAAGAAAGCGCUGAAGCAGAGGUUGCUCAAGGCUUCGACAACAGGGAUCUGAUCCUUGCUUGGUUGCAUCGCAUCUGGCUGUCAACACCAGACUUCCGCCACCUCUUCACGCGCGCCAUCGAGAGCGAUUUUGAGGGAUACCUUGUAGUCAGCGGUGUCUCCAACAACUCUGGCAUGCGUUGGUCCAGAGAGGGUUGGGAUCAACUGGGCUACGUGCCCCAUGACGACGCCAUCGAGGCCUUAGGGCAAGCAUGCGAUAGCCCAGACAUGAGGACAUCCUCGUGA